CUUCUGUAUUUUCGCCCACUGCCCGCCUGGGUUUUCAGUUCGCGUAGCACGCAUCGACAGUCUCUAUCCUUGUUCUUAAUACCCCGUUUAUUUCUCAAACAUAAUGUCUGCUCCUGCUGCCACUGAAACCGCCCCUGCCGCCCCCGUCGUCGAGGAGGUCAAGAACGAGGUCCAGCCCGAAGCUGCCCCCGCCGUUGAGGCCGCCCCCGAGCAAGCAAAGGUCGAGGAGGCUGCAAAGCCCGAGUCCGAGACCCCCGCCGAGGCUCCUGCCGCUGAGGCCGCCGCCCCCGCUGAAGCUGCUGAGGCCCCCGCCGCUGCUGAGGAAGUGAAGGAGGAGGCCAAACCCGCUGAGGAGGCUAAGAAGGAGGACCGCCCCAAGAGCCCUGGUUUCUUGCAGAAGAUCCUCGCCCCCUUCAAGGGUGACAAGAAGGCCAAGAGCCCCAAGAAGGACAAGAAGAAGGACGAGACUCCCUCUGAGGAGGCCCCCAAGGAAGAGGCUGCUGCCCCCGCUGAGACUCCUGCCGACGCUGCUCCUGCUGAGGCCAGUGAGGCCCCUGCUGCUGAGCCAGUGAAGGAGACCGAGACCGCCGCCGCUCCCGCUGAAGCUCCUGCUGCUGCUACCGAAGAGGCCAAGGAAGAGAAGAAGGAGGAAAAGAAGGAAGAGGAAGCUGAGAAGAAGGAGGAGAAGAAGGAGAAGGGUCCUUCCAAGGCCGUCAAGGUUGGCCGUCGCCUCUCUGCUCGCGUUGGCGACCUCUUCAAGUCCAAGCCCAAGGCCGAAGUUGCUGCCCCCGCCAAGGUCGAUGAGCACCCUCCCAAGAUCGAUGAGCCUGCCCCUGUCGCUCCUCUCGAGAAUCCUGCUUCGGAGAACAAGGAGGAGGCUCCCGCUGCUAAGGAAGAGGAAGCCAAGCCUGAAGAGCCCAAGGCCGAGGUGAAGGCUGACGCUGCCCCAGCCGCUGCUCCCGCUGCCACCACGUCUGCGUAAUUUCUUUCGAUUUUCUACGCACGAGACGAUCCACGACCUUGACGAGCAUACUGAUAUCCCUUAUUCAUCUUUUCAAUCUCGGCUACUCUUGUUCAUACCCUUUCGUGGAACGAUACACCCUUGCUAUUCUGGUGCCUCGUUGAUGAUACGCUUGGAUUUCUGCUUUUUUAUUACUUUGAUGAUAUUACGACCCCUAGCCUCACUUCAUCUUAAUACGCGUUCCAACCAUACCCCAUUUUGCUUCCUUGGAACGUGCUCUCAUGUCAUAGGUUUCGCUGUAUAAUCCAAUUUCGUGUUUUGAAGACA
Coprinopsis cinerea okayama7#130 is the source of this 1288-nucleotide messenger RNA. RefSeq lists its product as hypothetical. The record is from RefSeq and is a predicted model, not a curated record. Bases 104 to 982 code for a protein of 292 amino acids. The transcript is spliced from 7 exons. NCBI's taxonomy places the organism in Eukaryota, Fungi, Basidiomycota, Agaricomycetes, Agaricales, Psathyrellaceae.